This is a messenger RNA of Drosophila subpulchrella, 534 nucleotides long. Its product is annotated as homeobox protein MSX-1. The transcript has a single exon. Bases 1 to 534 code for a protein of 177 amino acids. Gene Ontology annotation, molecular function: DNA-binding transcription factor activity, RNA polymerase II-specific; DNA binding. Gene Ontology annotation, biological process: regulation of DNA-templated transcription. The record is from RefSeq and is a predicted model, not a curated record. Lineage: Eukaryota; Metazoa; Arthropoda; Insecta; Diptera; Drosophilidae.
AUGACUGACUUUAGCAUCGAAUAUAUUUUGAACCGUGCCGGCGACAGAUAUGUGGGCACCAAUGCCUCUUUGGGUGUCCUGCAGCGGCUGCGUGGCAGCUUGCCCUUCCAUCCGUAUGCCCAACCAACGUAUUCCCUCAAGGAGCCUCAAGGAUCUCCUCCAGCUUCGGCGGAGGGUAAGAUUCCUGUUUACGAUUGGCUCCAGUACACCCGCUAUCAUCCGCCCAAGCUGCCGAGGGCCCUGCGCCAAAGUGGACCCGCCAAAAGGACUCCCGGUCGCCUGCCCCGCAUCCCUUUCACCCCGCAGCAACUUCAGGCCUUGGAGGGUGCCUACAAGGAGUCCAACUACCUGAGCGCCGAGGAUGCCAACAAACUGGCCGAAUCCCUGGAGCUGACCAACACGCGCGUCAAGAUCUGGUUCCAGAAUCGAAGGGCCCGCGAGCGACGGGAGAAACGCGAAAAGGACGAGAGCUGCGACUCCACCUUCUCGUCGAAUGCCUCCAGUCCGGAACCGGAAAUGCUCAUUGUGGUUUAA